GCUCGGGGAAUCGGGCGCGUCCUCAGGUUGCGGAUAGAGGAACGGCCUGCAGAUAUGCAGGUUAGCCGCGAAAUAAGCAGUCCAAUAAUUUGGACUGACGAAUAAGCGGUCGCGGACAGCGAGCCCCUCGUUCGCUCGUUAACCCUGCAGAUAUGCAGGGUAGCCGUGAAAUAAGCCACAUUAAAGUGGACGAAUAAGCGGUAGCGAUCGAGGGUAAUUUCACAACGGGCAGGUGGGCCCGAUAGCCUGGUAAGGCUACCACCUAGGUGAAGGUAACAUCGAAAACAAAUCCCCUGGCGGCAGGUAAAACGCAGGGAAGGACACCUUCAAAACCAAAUAUGGAAGGACACCAGGAUAAAAAAACUGUUACGGUGCCAGGAGUUUCGGAGACUCCAGGACCGGCUGGGGAGAGUGCUAACGCAGGCUUGACCCGGUCGUUAUCCAGCGACUGCGGAAAAACCGUUGGACUGUUGAGGCAGGGUCCAGGGGGCGUUCGCGCCCAAGUUACUGCUGGAGGAUGUGGGGAGCAAGCAUCCUCCGGUGUCCUUAGGGACACCGAGGUUACUGCCGGAAGUGUAGAUCUCAACCGCGAUGUGGUAGAUGAGUGGUCGGGCAUCAGGGGUCGUUUCUGUAACGACAUCCCUAUGUCCCGCUCUGAAUUUGACAGAUGGUCAAACCUAGAGAACCUAGAAGGCGUACGGAUGGAGUGUUUUCCGCACGGGGGUUUCCGGUCGCCCGCAGACUUUCGCAGUUCGGUGACCUCCAUCCUCAGAAUGAUGAGAGAUGACCUCUCCGCCGGUGUAGGGUUUAGUCCCGAACGGGUUAUACCUUAUAACCCCUUUGAGGGGAUAGAGGAAGAGGAAGAAAGGGCCAACCUUAUGUCUCGCUGCGUGUCGGCACUGAGGGGCGGUAGCGACACCGCGACCGACCGUGUCGUGCAAGCCACCAAGCUCGCCCUCAGCGAGAUCUUGUCCCGGCACAUGAGUAACCCUACUCUUGUCGCCGCAGGCACGGGUCUUGGAGAUGCAGUGGACGCAUACGAGUAUGCCAGCUGGUUAGCCCAGAAGGAAAGUGCUUCGGGAUACUCACCCGUGGAGGGACCUAGUCUGCCCGAACUGGUGAGCGGUCCAAACACCGAUGAAGAUGAUGUGAUGCGUACUGGUCACGGACCAGGCGGGGAGGAAGCUGAGCCUUCGUUAGGAGAAGAAGGCGCAUCGCAGAAACGGUCUCCAGCACUCAGCCCCCUCCGGAUGGAGACGCCCCCAAAGCGUCAUCCAGGGAAGAGGAGGGCGGUGGUACGGGAAGACGAGAGUGAUGAUGAGGAGACGUUUGACGCUGGCCUCAACCACCUCGUCUCUCUCUCAAGAGCCGCGGAGGUAGAGGGAAGCCUCAUGAAGGAGGUGCCAAAUACUCAUUUGGCAUUCCUUCUUGAGCAGAUAGCCCUGUCGUGCCAGGCUUUGACUGAGUUAAGAAGCUCAGCUGAACCACGCUGGAAAAGGAGGAAUGACACUGCGGAGGAAAUGACUGCGACUCCGACCAUGGUCAACGAAGUCGCCGACCAAGUCAGAGUACUCCGUGGUGUCAUCGACAAACGGAGAGGUAUGGGAGUCCAUAGAGAGGUCCAGGAAGCGACAAAGAAACUCGAAGCGGUACUGGAGGGAGAGAGGAGAAGAAAGCCAUCGUCAAGAGUUGGGGUCCAUCAGGCCCCACCCGAUGAAAGAGCAAUGCUGGGUCGGGUUGAGAAGGUACCCACCAAGGAAGCGGGAACACAAACGGAGCACCCCGAGGCUGCAGUGAGCGCCAGCGAACUGAGCACCGGAGUCGCUGCGUCGAAUACCCUUGGGGAGAGCGCACCGGACGGCGACCUGCCUCCCACCGCCAAGGUGGUCAAACGGGUACGGAAACGCAGGCGUAAGAAAGCUAAUGGCAGGAACGAUGGUGAAGCGGGUGUCGCCCCACAAUCGCAGACUGCGGUUGCGGCGGGCGUCCCAGAACGUGGUAGCGCCUGCGGUGCCACCGCAAGAUACGUGGUCGGACGUAGUCCGCCGUAA
Molecule: messenger RNA, 2051 nt
Organism: Daktulosphaira vitifoliae (grape phylloxera)
Lineage: Eukaryota; Metazoa; Arthropoda; Insecta; Hemiptera; Phylloxeridae
Exons: 2
Coding region: 339-2051 (570 amino acids)
Source: RefSeq, a predicted model, not a curated record